GGUAUCUGAGGUUCGUCCUAUUUACUGGAGCAGUGAUCAAAGUUUGAGUGCAUAAGAACCUUAUGGGAUGGGGAUGAUUCUUCCAGGUAUUAGUCAAACCCUCCAGUGUUACGUGGUGUUAUUGUUUUACAAAAAAUUGAUUUCUAUUGUAAAAUGCAUUAAGUUAUAAAAUAUAAUUUGAUGGUUUAAAGAAUUAUUUGACAAGUAGCCAUGGUAUACGUGGGUUAACGCCCUUCGAGGUGUCCAUUGUCAGGUAUUAAGGUUUGAAUAUUUGUAGUGGAGUUUUUCCAUGUUCAGCUUUGUUGUGGUUGUUUUUCUUGGACCUGUGUGUAAUUUGUAGGUGUUCACGUAUACCGGGCCUAUAAAGCUGAGUGUGAUACGAGAGGGAGGAGCACUGAAAGGUGAAAGUAAGAAGUCAGAAAGCCAGACUUCAUUUUACACUCGACAGAGCAGAAUCAGGACUUGAGAAGAUGAGUGAUUUAGAAGAAGACGAGGACAGAUCAAAGUCUCUGGUCUGCAGAGGUCCCUCUAUGGAGUGGGAGCAGUCUGAAGAUGAUCGAAAAAACGUCAGUAAUGAACCUGGACCCUCAGACACAAAAAAGAUGAAGAGGAGUGAUGUAUCUGAGGAGGAGCAGCCGUCCAGAUCCAGUACCAGAACCAGAGCUGGACUGCAAACAGCCAGUCAGAGCAGCUCUGUACAAAUGAAUGUUGGUUGGCAGAAACAUAAGAUCAGGAUGAAGGGGACAUUUAAACAUGUGACUGAAGGAGAUGAAACAGGAAGUGAAACCCUCCUCAACAGGAUCUACACUGCAAUCUACCUCACAGAGGGACCGAGUGAAGACGUUAAUACCCAGCAUGAGGUGAGGCAGCUCGAGAGAGCUUCCAAGAUGAAGAAUCUUGACGACUCUCCAAUCAAGUGCUGCGACAUCUUUAAAGCCUCACCUGACCAACAGAAACACAUCAGAGUCGUCCUGACUAAUGGUGUCGCUGGCGUUGGAAAAACCUGCUUAGUGCAGAAGUUCUGUCUGGACUGGGCAGAGGGUUUGGAAAACAAAGAUAUCAGUCUGGUGAUCCCACUGUCGUUCAGGGAGCUGAACUUGAUCAAAGAUGAGCAGUACAGUCUUCUGGAGCUGACCCAUGUUUUCCAUCCAGCAUUACAGGAGGUCACAGCAAAUGAACUCACUGGCUCUAAAGUUCUGUUCAUCUUUGACGGCCUGGAUGAAAGCAGACUUUUACUGGAUUUCAAGAAGAGGAAGGCUGUUUCUGAUGUCACACAGAAGUCAUCAGUUAACGUGCUGUUGACAAACCUCAUCCAGGGGCAGCUGCUUUCCUCGGCUCUCGUCUGGAUAACUUCCCGACCUGCAGCAGCCAAUCAGAUCCCUCCUACAUGUGUUGACAGGGUAACAGAAGUACGAGGCUUCACUGACGCCCAGAAAGAGGAGUACUUCAGGAAGAGAUUCAGUGAUAAAAAGCUGUCCAGCAGAAUCAUCUCCCACAUCAAGACAUCCAGGAGCCUCUACAUCAUGUGUCUUCUCCCAGUCUUCAGCUGGAUCACUGCUACAGUUCUGGACCACAUGUUGACUACAGACCAGAGAGGAGAGCUGCCCAAGACCCUGACUGACAUGUACUCACACUUCCUACUGGUUCAGACAAGGAGGAAGAAGCACAAGUAUGCUGAGGGACAUGAGACGAGUCCACAGGAGCUGACGGAGGCUGACAGGGAAGUUCUUCUGAAGCUGGGGAGGCUGGCAUUUCAACAGCUGGAGAAAGGAAACAUCAUGUUCUACCAAGAAGACCUGGAGCGCUGUGGUCUGGAUGUCACAGAGGCCUCGGUGUACUCAGGAGUUUGUACAGAGAUCUUCAAAAACAAGAGUGUGAUCUUUCAGAAAACAGUCUACUGCUUUGUUCAUCUGAGCGUUCAGGAGUUUCUGGCUGCAGUCUAUUUCUACCACUGUUACACCAACAGGAACACAGAGGUACUGGAGGACUUCCUGAGAGAAGAUAGGGACCCAUUGCUGGGUGUGAGUGACAGUGAUGGCAAUGUUCAUGAUUACAGAAGCCUAGAUGUCUUCUUGCAGAGAGCCAUGGAGAAAUCCCUGAACAGUAAAAAUGGCCACCUGGACCUGUUUGUCCGCUUCCUCCAUGGACUCUCUCUGGAGUCCAACCAAAGAUUGUUAGGAGGUCUUCUGGGUCGGACAGACAACAGUCCAAAAAUGAUCCAAAGAGCCAUCAACAACCUGAAGAAGAUCAACAUGGACGAGAUCUCUCCUGACAGGAGCAUCAACAUCUUCCACUGUCUGACGGAGAUGAACGACCACUCAGUCCAUCAGGAGAUUCAAGAGUUCCUGAAGUCAGGGAACAGAUCAAAAAAGAUACUUUCAGAGAUCCACUGCUCAGCUCUGGCCUACAUACUGCAGAUGUCAGAGGAGGUUCUGGAUGAGUUGAACCUGAAGGAAUACAACACAACGGUGGAGGGACGUCGGAGACUAAUUCCAGCUGUGAGGAACUGCAGAAACGCUGUACUUUCUGGCUGCAGAAUCUCAGAGACUCACUGUGAAGUUGUGGCCUCAGCUCUGAAGUCCAACCCCUCCCAUUUGAGGAAGCUGGACCUUAGUGACAAUAACCUGUAUGUUCCAGCAGUGAAGUUUCUGUCUGCUGGACUGAGGAGUCCAAACUGUAGACUGGAGACGUUGAGAUUAAAUGACUGCAGUUUGUCAAAGACCAGCUGUGCUUCUCUGGCCUCAGCUCUAAAGUCCAACCCCUCCCAUCUGAGGGAGCUGGAGCUGAGUAACAACAAGCUGCAGGAUUCAGGAGUGAAGAUGCUGUCUGGUUUUCUGGAGAGUCCAAACUGUAGACUGCAGACUCUGAGAUGUUGGAACUGCACUUUGUCAGAGAAGAGCUGUGAUUAUCUGGCCUCAGCGCUGAAGUCCAACCCCUCCCAUCUGAGGGAGCUGGACCUGAUGGACAACAAGCUGGAGGAUUCAGGAGUGACGCUGCUUUGUGGUUUUCUAGAGAGCCCAAACUGUGGACUGAAGACUCUGAGAUUGAGUGGCUGCAGUUUGUCCGAGAUCAGCUGUGCUUCUCUGGACUCAGCUUUGAAGACCAACCCCUCCCAUCUGAGAGAGCUGGAGCUGGGUAACAACGAGCUACUGGAUUCAGGAUUGAAGCUGCUCUCUAAUCAUGUGGAGAGUCCAAACUGUAGACUCAAGACUCUGAGGAUCGAUGACGUGUUGAUCACAGAUGAGAAACAAAAGAAAUGUCAAAGAGGGGAAAAUCUACGGGGAAAUGUCCCAGCAGAGGAGGACAGUGUCCCAGCAAAGAACAGCGUCCCAGCAGAGGACAACGUCCAAGCUGACGAGAAGCUGCGCUCAGUUCGGAAAGAGUUUAUCAACAGAGUGUCUGAAUCUGUUCUAAACCAGCUUCUGGAUGAACUUGUUGAGGUUAAAGUGAUAAAUGAUGGUGAAAUGCAGUCCAUCAGAAUAAAAGCCAGAUACGACAAAGCAGUAGAAGUGAUCGACACGGUGCGAGGAAAGGGAGCUAAAGCCAGCUCAGUUAUGAUCGACGCUCUCUGCAAGUUAGACCGAUUCCUUUCCGAAGAGCUGAACCUCAGCUGAAGCAAAAAGAAACCGUGGAGUGUGAUGAUAAAUCUCUAUAACAGCUUACUGUUAUGCCAUGAAAGCCUGUGACUUUAAUAAGUUGACUUUGUACUCAACUUUGGAAACAAAAAGGCCUCAUACUGUGGUCGAACAAAAUAUUUUUCCACUGGAAUUUUUGGUGCCACUUUUUUUUACUGUAUAUUUGGGUUCCUGAAAUAACUUAUAAGCUAAUAUUAAAGCACUUGUCUGUGUACAUUAAGGCUGUGACGAUAACCGCAUCACCUCAAUACCGGCUGUGACGUGCCACUACCUUAUUUCUUUACUUUUUGCUUGUGGAAGUUACAGGAGAACAGAUAUUGUGUGAUAGGAAAUAUAAUGAAAGCAAUAAUCAUAAUAAUAAUAAUAAUAAUCACUGUGUAGUUAUCCUCAUCGACUGUCUUUUAUCCUACAUUCAAGAGUUGUUUGUCACUUCAGCUUUGCACAUGAGGAUGGACAGUCCAUUGAGCUGAGGUGGACGUGGACACAUUAACGUUAACGCUGUAGUGUUUACCAUUGCACAUUAGCCUACAGCUAGCGGAGUUCCCUCUGCGUAUAGCUUAAUCCUGACAAAACCGCACAGUUGAGUUUCAGCCUGCAUGUACGUUUUGUAGAACGGUUAUAUUAGAGAGAGCAACAAGUGAGAGGACGGCCGAGUCACCCUCUCUGCUCUCUGUCUGCUCAGCUGCUAAGACCGCUGUGCUGCGAAGCGUCUGCCAUCGGCAUUGUCGGCAAACUUUUAUUUUUAUUUUUACUUUAUUGACAAAAGAGCUUCCUGAACUGUCUGUGGAAUAGAUCAAUGGAAAGGAGAGAAAGCAGAGGGGUCGUAAAUGACAGUAAAGACUCUCACAUUGAGCUGAAAUGGAAAGAGUUAAGCCAAUGUUUUUCGGGGGUAACGCCAUUCACUUUACCGGCAGUAUUAACAACAUAUAAAGCCAUAGAAAGUGUCUUGAGAAGCUCUAGCUUCAUGUUGUUUUAUGUUCACUUUUAACUCACUUUACAUCAUCUUUGCUAUCUCUUUUUCCUCUCACUUUUCCUUACAGCGGCACUCAUAUGCGCUACUCUCCGUUACCGCUCGCUGUCCACACGGGCACUGAUGUCACUCACUUAAGGCACCCUGCCAUUCUCGCUCUAACUUAGGCUACUCUCGUAAGGGGGUUGCGGUUAACCGCCAUACCGCGGUUAAGAAAAACACCAUACCGGCACAGCCCUAGUUUACAUAUUUAUUAACAAUGUCCAAUCAUUUUUGUCUCCUAAACAAUUUUUGCUUUCAGGUUAUUUUGCUUUGCUUUCUAAAGACAUAAUUGGUCAGAGAGAUGGGCAUUAUUUCAAUUAAAUUUAUUAAAAAUACAUAUUUAAUUACUUUGAAGUAUUUUGUCAUUUUUGUAUUUAGCUGUACAGAAGAAAUAAGAUGUAAUUUGUAAGAAAAUCAGUCUUUGGCUAAAUGCAACUGAAUCACGUGACAUGUCCACGUCGGAUCCAGCAAUGCUGUCAUGUCCAGCUCCCAAUCAUAAGGUCAUGUUUGUGUGGUUUUGUGUUUAUUUCUGCACUUUUUUGCCACUUCCUAUUUCUUUUAGCGUUCCACGUUGUUUUCCUUGUGUGCUUUUUGAGUUUUAUGACCCUGCUUCGAUCCCUGUCCCUGUGUUUUGGUACUUUAGCCUGUGUUUUUUUUUUUACACCUGUCAACAAGUCGUGCAUUUGUGAGUCCAUUAUCCUGUGUGAGCUAUCUGGCAGUACGAACUGGCCACUUCUGCAUUUUCCCCUUUUCCUGUGAGCGUCACUUUCUCUUUCACAAGUUCUCCAAGCCACCUCCAUCACAUAGUAUAGUAGUGUUAAAGUGAACAGCUGAAAUUGUGAAAAGUGUCGACCAGGGAAGGGGAAAAUUCAGAAAGCUCUACCAGGAGGUACCUGCACUGUAAAUCCUAUGUUGUUGAGAUACAGGGGAAUUUAUUUCUAGUUAUUGUGCUUUUGGCGUCGAGUGUUCCUGUGCUGUAAAUCCUGCUGAGAUGCAGGUGAAGCUGUUGGGUGCUCGUCAGUGUACCUGCCCUGCUUGGAUUGGGGCGUUCUUCCAGUCUGGGCCUGGAUGUAUGAAACAGUCUGAGAAUGGGAAUCAGUUGUCUAUGUGGAGAAAUGGAGAUGGCUAAGAUGAAGCUGGCGCAGACAGAGCUGGCAAACAGGCGAUCCUGAGGCACAGUGACCAUGCAGAGAAGGAAGUCGCUCCAGAAGAGCGGAACGAUGUCACACACGAGGAAGCUGUGGGAGGAGAGCGCCCGAUUGGUCGGAUUAAAGGACACAUUAAACAGAAAUUCACAGAAGCAGUUUGAGCAACAGUUUCAAGUUUAUUCACACAUGUCUGAUGGAUAGAGGAGUCCAAACUGUAGACUGGAGACGUUGAGGUCAGCUCACUGACUGUAGCUCAUGUGUUCUUUUUGG
Molecule: messenger RNA, 6065 nt
Organism: Perca fluviatilis (European perch)
Lineage: Eukaryota; Metazoa; Chordata; Actinopteri; Perciformes; Percidae
Product: NACHT, LRR and PYD domains-containing protein 3-like
Exons: 11
Coding region: 471-3614 (1047 amino acids)
Biological process (GO): regulation of apoptotic process
Molecular function (GO): protein binding
Source: RefSeq, a predicted model, not a curated record